GUUCAGAUAAUUACCUAUAAUGUUAACAUCUGACGCCACUCCCGGCACUGGCAAUGCGCCAAGGCCUCGACUCAUUCUCCACCGACAAGCUGAAUUUGAAUCUGACGCGGACUCGGACUCGGACUCUCAACUAGAACGGGAGACGUAUCCAACAUUUUCAGAACUCCGCAGCCGCAGUAUCAAGCCUUAUCCUACUCUCGCUGCCGUCCGCAUCGUUUGGUCUUUUGAUAGUGGUUCCCUAGAGACAUCUCUUUCCGUCAUGGCCGCUGCCUACAACAUUGACGUCCUGGAACCGUAUUUCCAGCAAUCGGUCGGCGGAGGUUCAAAUACACCAUGGCACGUCGUCUCGAAGUCGCCAGCGACACACCCGCCCGUGUCAGAAAUCAUAGUAAAUGUCAAUGACUUGAACAUUUGGGAGUCGGACUGGUUAGAAUUUCACGAAAACCAUUCCGAUCCUGACUCAUACACGGAGAGCGACAUUCUCAAGUAUGGCACUUUGCCCGACUAUGAUCCUGAGAAUGAUAGAGAUCCACCGCAUUUACUGAAAUGCUGCGGCACCGACCGACCAAGAGGCAAGGAGGGCGGCGUGCUAGUAACGGCAUCUCCGUCUGGACCAGGCUUUGUCACCGUUCAUGAAUAUGUCACGACCGUGCAUCCUUGGUUGAUGCGGAACCGUGGGGAUAUCUUGAAGGCCAUGAACCGCUGGGAGCAAAUGCCUGAUCUAGAGGAUAAGGAUCUGGUGGUGGACCUCAUACAGCCAGAAUGCUUAAGGAUUGAAGAGAAGUCGGAGUGGGUUAGGGAACUGAGCAUGCGACGCCCGAAUUGGAUGAGUAUUCACGAUCGUGAGACUAGUGAUAUAUCAUAUCCUGUAUGAACAGCUCUCGAAGGUAGAUUUAAAAAGAAAUCAUUUGAUGUGUGGGAAUUAUUUUAGGGUUACUUAUACGAUGCAGGCAGACGUGUGGGGUUGUUACUGUUUGCAGUCCUACACUCUGUCCCUCCCGUACCUGCCAUACCUACCAUACAAACACACUACUAACAGCUGUGGGUGCUGUUAGUCAGUCAGUCCCAUCCCCAUCCCCAUCCCACCUAGUCCG
Pseudogymnoascus verrucosus is the source of this 1094-nucleotide messenger RNA. RefSeq lists its product as uncharacterized. Lineage: Eukaryota; Fungi; Ascomycota; Leotiomycetes; Thelebolales; Thelebolaceae. The record is from RefSeq and is a predicted model, not a curated record. The transcript has a single exon. The coding region runs from base 20 to 874 and encodes 284 amino acids.